Molecule: messenger RNA, 1874 nt
Organism: Cotesia congregata
Lineage: Eukaryota; Metazoa; Arthropoda; Insecta; Hymenoptera; Braconidae
Source: the annotation of a GenBank genome assembly
GUACGAGGAUGAAUAUGGCAAGAACCGGAGCUAUGAAAUUAGCGCGGCUACGAGAGCUAAUGGCUGCAGUGGAACUGGAAGGAGCAGCAAAGAAAGGAAUCCAGGCGCUAAUAGUUGGCUCUGAAGACGCUCACCUUUCAGAAUACAUAACUGAUCAUGACAAGCGCCGUCAAUUUAUUUCCGGGUUCCAAGGAUCCUUGGGAACAGCAAUAAUAACUGAAAAUGAAGCAAUGUUGUGGACAGACGGGCGAUACUACGCUCAGGCACAGGCAGAAUUUGACCCACCUGAUGCUUGGACAUUGAUGAAAGAAGGAACUAUUGGCACACCGACGCAAGAUGAAUGGCUAAUAUCAACUCUUCCGCCUAACUCAACAGUUGGUGCUGAUCCAAAUCUGAUGAGCUAUGCUGUUUGGAUACCACUGUACAAUUCUUUGAGUGCUGCUGGGCACCAUCUACUUCCGCUUGAAGAGAACUUGAUUGAUAAGCUUUGGGGAGACGAGCAGCCUCCAGUAAUCUCUAAUCCAAUUGUCCCGCAAUUGAUAACUUUCACAGGAAAAACAGCUGGAGAAAAAAUAGCCCAGUGUCGAGAGGCCAUGAAGAAAAAUCGUGCUAGUGUUCUUGUAAUUACAACAUUAGACGAAGUCGCUUAUUUGUUGAACUUGCGUGGCUCUGACAUACCUUACAAUCCAGUUUUCUUCGCUUAUGUUUUUAUAACACUGACUGAUAUUCAUAUUUUUGUUGAUAAAUCAAGACUUACCGCGGAAGCUGAGAAACAAUUAAAUGAGGAAGGUGUAGAAGCUAUUUACCAUCCUUACGAAGACGCCAGGUCGUUUUUGAAACAACUUGCGCUGAGUAAUUUAUUCAUUACGGGCAAUGGAGCCGAAAAUGAAAGGAUUUGGAUUAAUAGCAAUGUUAACUAUGCUUUACACACUGAAUGUGGGGAGGUACAGAGGCACGUUGCUGUUACUCCGGUGAGAUUGAUGCAAGUUGUUAAAAAUCAAGUUGAGAUUGAGAAUAUGAAGCAAGCUCAUAUUAGAGAUUCAGCUGCUCUUGUUAAAUAUUUUGCUUGGCUUGAAGAUAAAGUCAAAAGCAAAUGUGAUCCUCCGAUCACUGAAAUAACUGAGCAGAAAAAUUUUGUUGGCCUAAGUUUUCCAACAAUUUCAUCAGUUGGUGCUCACGGUGCUGUUAUUCAUUAUUUGCCAUCAGAAAAAACAGACAUACCUAUCACGGACCAAGAAAUAUAUCUCUGUGAUUCAGGUGCACAGUAUUAUGAUGGUACUACUGAUGUUACAAGAACUUUUCAUUUUGGAACACCUACAAGCUUCCAACGAGAAGCGUUUACUCGAGUAUUCAAAGGACAGACGGCUAUCGCUACGGCAGUAUUUCCUAUGAUGAUUAAGGGAAACUAUUUAGAUAUUUUAGCGCGUAAAAGUCUGUGGGAUGUUGGGCUUCACUACUUGCAUGGCAGUGGUCAUGGAGUAGGAGCUUAUCUCAACGUUCAUGAAGGUCCCACUGCUAUUUCAUGGCGUCCUUACCCAGAUGAUCCAGGAUUACAACCAGGAAUAUUUUUAUCUAAUGAACCUGGAUUUUAUGAAGACGGAAGUUUUGGAAUACGCCUUGAAAAUGUUCAGUUUGUCAUAAAAGCCAAAACUCCUUACAACCAUAGAAAUUUAGAUUUCUUAACUUUUGAAACAGUAACAUAUGUUCCAAUCCAAACUUCUCUUCUUGAUGUUGACUUACUUACCGAUCAAGAGAUUGAAUAUUUAAAUUCUUAUCAUGCCAAGUGUUUAGAAAUACUUCGACCUUUCCUUCAAGGUGAAGAUGACAUUCAAGCACGUCAGUGGCUUGAAAAAGAAACACAACCAAUAUCUAGA